Sphaerulina musiva SO2202 is the source of this 690-nucleotide messenger RNA. RefSeq lists its product as uncharacterized. NCBI's taxonomy places the organism in Eukaryota, Fungi, Ascomycota, Dothideomycetes, Mycosphaerellales, Mycosphaerellaceae. The record is from RefSeq and is a predicted model, not a curated record. The transcript is spliced from 2 exons. Bases 322 to 633 code for a protein of 103 amino acids.
CAGAGUGCCACCAUAGAGAACCCUCGUGGGUGGCCUAGGCCCUACCUCCUAGCAUUCCUCCAGUGGACUCGGUGCAGGAAUUGAAAUGCCUCAGGCACCAUACCUUUCGAAAUCCUGCACCUUGCGUUUCCGGGCUGGGGCCUCUUCUGGACUGGGUCACUCACAGGGGUACAGCUGGCCCCAGUCGCUUCAGUUGGCCAGACUCCCAGACCUUCUCGAACUAGGUACAAUUGCUAACUUCGACAGCUAUAUCUACGAUACGGCAUUGCGCGCCCAACGCCUGACCUACAGCUGGGAUAGGCAAUCUGAAAUGGACUGGUGAUGGUAGACUGGAAAAAAGAAAGUGACGCGUAUCGAAGGCGUACUCGUGGUGAGGAGCCAGAAGGUGGACACGAUGCGUCUGUAGGAUUGGAGACACUCGGGCAGAAAUGGCCACAAACAGCAGGAAUUGGACACGGUAAAGAGGCAAGCAGAUGGACGUGCACACCGCCAGCACAUGCUCCUGGAAUUGCCGAAGCGAAGUGGCGCAACCAGUCGAAGGCGGAGCAAGUCCGAGCAUUGGAGGUUCAGAGACCUGCUGAAGCCGAAGACGCCUCUUUUCGACCUCUGAUCGCCCGACCCGAACGAUGCUGAGUGGCCGUUCCUGCAUUGUACCCCUCGGAUGAUGCUGCAUCGGUUCGUGAAUCGUCC